AUGUCCAAAAAGAAUCGUAACAAGGGCGAGAAGCCUGAAAUGGAAAUAGAAGCAGUGCAGGCAGCCAAUGAAGAGCUUCGGGCUAAGUUGACUAACAUCCAGAUAGAAUUUCAGCAGGAGAAGAGUAAGGUGGGAAAGCUGAGGGAAAAAAUCCAAGAAGUGAAGCAAGAGAGAGAACAGGAGCAGCACAAACACACAGCCUACAUCUCUGAGCUGAAGGCCAAACUUCAUGAAGAGAAGAUGAAGGAGCUCCAGGCUCUCCGAGAGGCUCUCAUCCGACAGCAUGAGCAGGAAGUUGCCCGCAUGGUCAAAAUCAAGGAUGGGGAGGUGCAGCGCCUGCAGACCACGGUGAACGUUUUGAGAGAUGGCGCAGCCGACAAAGUGAAGACAGCCUUAUUGAAUGAGGUCCGAGAAGAAGCCCGGAAAUCCUUCGAUGGGGAACGUUUAAAGCUGCAGCAGGAGAUAUUAGAGCUGAAAUCUGGGAAGAAGCAGGUGGAAGAGGCUUUGAACAAUUUUAUGCAAGCAGAUAAGAUGAAGGCUGCUGACCUGCGCAUUGCCUAUCAGUCUCACCAGGAUGAGAUUAAUCGAAUAAAAAGGGAAUGUGAGCGAGAUAUCCGCAGGCUGAUGGAUGAGAUAAAAGGCAAAGAUAGAGUGAUCCUGGCAUUGGAAAAAGAUCUGGGUGUGCAGGCAGGUCACACCCAGAAGUUACUUCUUCAGAAGGAAGCAUUAGAUGAGCAGCUUGUACAAGUCAGAGAAGCUGAGCGUUACCACAGCAGCCCAAAGAAAGAGCUUCCAGGGGGAAUUGGAGACAUUUCUGAGUUAAUGGGCUUCUCGGAGCAGCAUAUGGAUGAACGAGAUGUGCGGAGGUUUCAACUAAAAAUUGCUGAGCUCAAUGCAGUAAUUCGGAAGCUAGAAGACAGAAAUACUCUGUUAGCAGAUGAAAGAAAUGAACUGUUGAAACGCUCUCGUGAAACAGAAGUUCAGCUGAAGCCUCUUGUCGAAAAAAACAAGAGAAUGAUGAAGAAAAAUGAUGACUUGUUGCAAAGUAUACAAAGGAUGGAAGAAAAAAUAAAAAAUCUCACAAGGGAAAAUGUAGAGAUGAAAGAAAAGUUGUCUGCCCAGGCUUCUUUGAAACGUCACACUUCCUUGACUGACCUUAGUCUUACCCGAGAUGAACAAGAAAUUGAAUUCUUGAGGCUGCAGGUUAUGGAACAACAGCUAGUGAUUGAUGAUCUCUCCAUGGAAAGAGAACGUUUAUUGCGCUUGAAGAGACACAAAAGACUACCAAAGCUGCCAAAGAAGCAUGUUGUGGAGACAUUUUUUGGAUUUGAUGAAGAAUCUAUUGACUCAGAAACAUUAUCUGAAACCUCCUAUAAUACAGACAGGACAGAUAGGACCCCAGCAACACCAGAAGAAGAUUUGGAUGAUACAACAACAAGAGAAGAAGCAGACUUAAGAUUUUGUCAGCUGACUAGAGAAUACCAAGCUUUGCAGAGAGCCUAUGCUCUGCUUCAAGAACAAGUGGGUGGAACACUGGAUGCAGAGAGAGAAGCCAGGACUCGUGAGCAGCUACAAGCUGAUCUAAUUAGGUGCCAAGCCAAAAUCGAAGAUUUGGAGAAGUCAUUAAUUGAAAAAGGACAGGAUUCAAAAUGGGUUGAAGAAAAGCAACUGCUAAUCAGGACAAACCAAGAUUUAUUAGAAAAGAUUUACAGGAUGGAAAUGGAGACGAGUCAGCUGAAGAAUGAGAUGCAGGAUGCAAAAGACCAGAAUGAGCUGUUAGAAUUCAGAGUACUAGAACUGGAAGUAAGAGAUUCUAUCUGUUGUAAACUCUCAAACGGAGCAGAAAUUCUGUUUGAACCCAAACUGAAAUUCAUGUAA
Gracilinanus agilis (Agile Gracile Mouse Opossum) is the source of this 1878-nucleotide messenger RNA. It is a transcript of the gene JAKMIP1, whose product is annotated as janus kinase and microtubule interacting protein 1. The record is from RefSeq and is a predicted model, not a curated record. The coding region runs from base 1 to 1878 and encodes 625 amino acids. The transcript has 12 exons. Gene Ontology annotation, molecular function: microtubule binding; kinase binding; GABA receptor binding. NCBI's taxonomy places the organism in Eukaryota, Metazoa, Chordata, Mammalia, Didelphimorphia, Didelphidae.